CAGGAAGGGAGGAACCUGAAGGGAGGCGUCCUCAGACUGGGUAGACCAGUGAGACACAUUUUUGUUUCCCACACAGCAGCACACAGGGAUUUCCUGUAAACUGAGAGACAAGGUAAAGAAGAGAGAGACAAACAAGCCUAGUCAUGGACUCCAGUAUGUUUACCAGCACAUAGAGAAGGAUAACCGUCAACUUUACGGAUACUAUACCGCUCAACUUGUCGGAGCAGUUGGGAAUGCUUUUGUGAAAGGCAGGUGAACUCUGCUCUCCCAGGGAGAUUACAUGCUUCCAGCCACUGAACAGCUUGACUUCACUUGCAGCGUCAUGGGAAUCUUGCUCGCACAGAGGGAGGCUGAACUGUACUGCUGACAACAUGCAGUCAGUAGUAGAUAUGAUGUGAUACUAUGAAAGUACUACUACGUGGAACCUGUUUGCGUUUCACUAAACAGGAAUCCAGGAUAGUGGUAAGAGGAGCUGGGGGAGAUUCGUCCAUACAAAGACCUUUUUGUCCCCAGCCAGCGGUAGGUAGAGGUGGAAUAGGAGCAGCUUGGAUAACUGGAGGUGGGGACAUUUUCGAUGGACACUUUUUGCCGCUACCUGUUUUGCUUUGCAUCUCUUUGCUCUCAGUUGGUGUGACACUUUGAGCAAAAAUGGACAGUGCGAGUAAUAGCUCAGAUGGACCAGGGAAGUAUCCCACUAGUUCCCUUUUGAGUGUCUUCAACAGUUUAUUCGGCCGAGAGAGACCUUCCUCUUCAGACACAAAGUCCGCCAUACUGACGUCUUUCAAGGGGCUGCCGGAUGAGAGUCCUCUUCCUGAAGGCGGUCAAACUACUGAGAGUGAGAACAAUGUGAUUGUUUCCUCACUGGAAACCUGCAAGGAGUCUGACACCCAAGUUGAAACAGCAGCUGGAGCCUCGGUUGACCUCGGCCUGGUCAAGGUCACUAGGGUGGAAACGUACAGUGACAAUGAGGAAAAUGAGGAAGAGGAGGCGGACCAAAGCAACACUAGUCUGUCGGAGAAGCUUGCCAAGACCGAGGAGUCUACCUUACCUGAGAAGGAUGAUAAUAAAUUGGAGCAUGGUGAUGGAAAUAAGCUAAAAUAUGCCAGUAAGGCGGAGUACAAGGCGCCUGCAGUCAAGACAAACAAAUUUACGGAGCGAUCCCGCAUAGAAGCUAUUCUAUAUUCAGACAGGUUCCUCGGCAGGACUAACUCUAAGACAGCUCUGGUCUCUUCAGUUUCCAAAAAAGGAGAUGGCAGCAGUCCCAAGAAGAGCACCACCACCACCACCAAGUCUUUGGAUGUAGAAACAUCUGAUGCUGGAGACAACAGUAAAGACAAUGUUGGAACAGACAUCUGGCGCAGACAUCUGGCUUUGGAGGCCUCAGAUCAUAAUGCUGCCACGGCCUCUUCUCUAAAGGAAGACUUGGAUAGUAUUCAGAAGGAGGGCACACAUGAGCAAAAGGCUAAGGAGGGGGCUGAGGAAGCUCCCUCCAUCCAGGUGUCCUCCUCUGUUCCCUCCAGCUCUAAGACUUCUGAAGUUUCAGUCCAAUCAUCCUCCAGUCCAGAGGGACAGUCAGACUCUGCUGUUAUCACAAAUCAACCGACAAAGGUUAAAAAACCCACGUCGCUGUCAUCUAUUCCUGAAAAGUCCCCAGGUGUCAUCCAGCCGAGAACCAGUCCAGCCUCGCAGCGCACAACUGUUCCAAAGACACCAGGAACACCUCCAUCUUCAUCCACUGCACCCUCCUCCUCCACCUCAUCCCCAUCACGGGGCACGGCGCUCUCUUCGCCCCCUUCCUUCCAGAUGCCGGCUCUCUUCAGCGGGUUGCGGGUGCUGAAGAAAGGAGCGGUGGGGGAGGAAAGGGAGACGGUGUCGGAGAUCAAGCAGAGUGAGAAGGAUGCUGACCUGGCCCUGCUCAGCCUAAAGAAGACGGUGAACAAAGCCAAGCUCUUCCCCGAGCAGAAGGCAGCCACUCCAACCAAAAAACACUCGGAGCCUAAACCCGUUUCGGAAACUAAAAGCGCCGUAAUGGGAAACCUCAGUCAGCUGCUCAACCUAGACGACCAAGAUGAGACCAAAAAGUCAGACGUCGGGCCGGAUCCUGAACGCAGCAGAAAAGAGUCUGAGAAUGGAGAGGAGGUUGCGGGAGAGAAAGUUCCAGGCCCAGAAACCGCCACAUCUCCAACGGAGAUAAAGAAAACCACAGACCUGGCCUAUGAAACCUUCAGGAGCAUCUUCGGCCCCAAAACUGUCAAAAAGGACAGAACGGAGGAAGUGGAUCUGGAGGCAGUGAAGAAGAAAAUCAAGAAUGACAAGGAAAAUCUGAGGUCUAUUUUUGAGAGAGCCUCUAAAACCCCUGUCAAGGAAACCAACGGCACCACAGAGGCUAAUACGGAGCUCACGUCCCCUACAGACAGCGAAGACCGGACCCCAGGGCGGCUCCAGGCUGUGUGGCCCCCGCCCAAACCUAAAGAUGAGGAAGAGAAGGUGGGGCUCAAAUACACCGAGGCAGAGCACCAGGCUGCCCUCCUGCAGCUGAAGAGAGAGUGCAAGGAAGAUCUGGAGAGGAUGCAUUCUGACUUUGAGCUUCAAAUCUUUCAACUGCGAGGUGAGCAUGCUGUCUCGAUGUCACACAUGGAGGGAGUCAUUGCUAAGAUGCAAAGAGACAAGGGAUAUAAUACAGGUCAAGAGCGGGGCGAGGUCCACGACGUUGCCGUGUCCACUGCAGAUGACCUGACACCCAAGACCUUCCGCACCGUGAGCAUCCAGACGGACAGGGAGACCUUCAUCAAGACCCCCGAGGGCGACGAUAGCGGGAUAGCUCUGAGCCCCAACCAGAACGUGCCGAAAAAACUCAACUUGGACUCCAUCGGACUAAAUCUAAAAGCUGAAACAGCCCCAGGGCCUUCUGGACCACCCCCACCCCCUCCACCUCCUCCCCCUCUCCCACCAGGCCUCUUAGGACCACCACCCCCACCCCCGCCACCUCCUCCCCCUCUCCCACCAGGCCUCUUAGGACCACCACCCCCACCUCCUCCUCCUCCUCCUCCCCCUUUGCCAGGCAGCACUGGAAUACCGCCAGCACCCCCUCCACCUCCAGCGCCUCCACUCCCUGGAGGUGGUCCGCCACCCCCACCACCUCCCCCUCCCCCCCCAGGCCUACCUGGAGCUGGUCCACCUCCUCCUCCACCUCCUCCAGGCGGUGGCCCGCCACCUCCUCCCCCUAUGGGGGGCUUCAGUUUCGCCCAGAAGGUGGAGAAGGCCCCACGGAAACUUGCCAUGGAGCCGGCCUGUCCCAUGAAGCCUCUGUACUGGACCAGGAUACAGAUACAGGACAAUAACAACAACACACUGUGGGGUUCUCUGGAGGAGCCGAACAUCGUCAACGCUAACGAGUUUGAGGAUCUUUUCUCCAAGGCCACGCUGCAGCCCAAGAAGAAGCCGCUGUCGGACACCUUUGAGAAGAAAGCCAAAGCUAAGAAGAUUAUCAAGCUGCUGGACGGGAAGCGUUCUCAAGCAGUCGGCAUCCUCCUAUCAAGCCUGCAUCUGGAGAUGAAGGACAUCCAGCAAGCUGUUCUUACUGUGGACAACUCUGUGGUGGAUUUGGAGACCAUUGAGGCUUUAUAUGAAAAUAGGGCCACCAGUGAUGAGAUGACCAAGAUAAUGAAACAUUAUGAGACUUCAAAAGAAGACGAAGUCAAACUGCUGGACAAACCUGAACAGUUUCUCUAUGAGCUCUCCCAGAUUCCCGACUUCACGGGCCGAGCCCACUGCAUCAUCUUCCAGUCGGUGUUCCUCGAUACCAUCUCCUCCAUCCGUCGCAAGGUGGAGAUCAUCUCGACUGUCAGCAAAGAGCUGUUAGAGUGUGAUAGCUUGCGGGAUGUAAUGGGUCUGGUUCUGGCCUUUGGGAACUAUAUGAACGGAGGGAACAGGACAAGAGGUCAGGCUGAUGGCUUCGGACUGGAAAUCCUCCCCAAACUAAAGGACGUCAAAAGCAGGGACAAUCGUAGCAACCUGGUGGAUUACGUGGUUUUGUACUACCUGCGUAAUUUCGACGAGCAUGCCGGCACAGACAAGAGUGUGUUCCCUAUGCCGGAGCCUCAGGAUUUCUUGAAGGCCGGUCAGGUUAAGUUUGAAGACCUCACCAAGGACAUCAGGAAGCUGAAGAGAGAUCUGACAGCUUGUGAGAAGAACGUGCAGACGGUGUGCGCUAACUCGUCAGAGGAAAACCUCCAACCCUUCAAGGACAAGAUGGAAGGAUUUAUCUCUGCUGCUCAAAAGGAGCAUUCAGCUGAAGAGGAUCGACUCGACGCAGCACAGAGAAGUUUCCAGGACACGGUGAACUACUUUGGGGUGAAGCCAAAGUCCGGGGAGAAAGAGGUGGCGCCGAGUUUCGUUUUCAUGCUUUGGUACGAGUUUUGCAACGACUUCAAGAACACGUGGAUACGACAAAGCAAGAACGUCUCCAAGGAGAGGUUGAAGGAAGCUCAAGAAAACAUCAAGAAGAUCACGGCGGAGAAGAGAGUUGAAACCAAGAAGAUCAACGCCAACAGCCUGAAAGAGAGGCUGCGGCAGAAGGAAGCCGGUGUGUCUUCCAGCUGAGUGAACGACGCAAACAAAAGGAGCGGUUGGAGCAGAUCAGAAAGUGCGCAGGCCUCAUCUCUCCUGCGUUUCCCACCUGCCUCAACAACAGCGGGCUUCCGUCUGUGCCCCAAACAGACUCACAAUAAAACCUCACCGGACUCCUACUAACUACUCCCACUGCCGUAUAUCUCUGCCCUCUACUAACACCCUGCCCUCCUCCACCCUCAUGUCGAGCCUUUUUCCUGUCUGCCGUACAGAUAGAAGCCGGGGCCUGUAGCGAGGAUGCACGGCUGACACGGCCGAAGUGACGAGAGUCUCAAAGGCCAAAGGUUGAUCUCAUUCAUCCGGCGCGGUGCGACCUCUGAGUGCCCAGCUUGUGAAAGGUCUCAAGGGGUCAGUGGGAUUCACAACAGCUGACACAUCCAAGAGGUUCCUUCUGGACUCACAAGAGCUGAGAUUUCUUUCUGAACCGUAGAUGUUAAGACAGCAGAGUGAUAACGCUCCUGCAAAGUGUUAAGUUGCUGUUAUGUGAACAGAUACGGCUGCAGGAAGACGAAAAUCCUUGUUGACAAAACAGAUCUCUCUCUCUCUCUCUGGAAGCGGUAAAAAAAAAAAAGCAGUUGCUAGUGUUCUUUGCUGUAGCGAAUAGCUUUUCAUUCACCACGGCUCAUUAAAAGCCUUGUAAAUAUGUCAUGUGGUAGAAUCGGCAGGGACCGAGCAGCGUUGAGGAGGAUGAUGAAUGAUCAGCGCCGGGGUUUCACGUGCAUGUGUGCGUGGCGGUUUCACUGUAUUGUGUAGCACUGCACCAGACCUCUCCUGGGCGACGGCCAGAAAAGAGCAGGAGCUGGCAGCGAGACUCUGCCCCCCUCACGCACACAAACAUGUACUUAAAAACAUCGGAAGAACACAACAAGUUUUGCACCCAAAAUAUUAAAUCUACAUUAUGCAAUCCCUCAUCACAUUGUGUCCUUUUAAGCACUUUACUGCUUGUAUAGCUGUAUGUCGUAGCUCGCUAUAAGCCACACUCCCCUGUUAUGCUUUAAGUGUGUGCAUUUUUCAGACGCAUUUCUUUGCACCUCUUUUCCUAUGCAAGGGUUCCUUGUUAGAAGAUUUAUGAAUUGUAUUGCUUCAUGAUGAAAUCCCUUUAUUAGAUUUUUUUGUUUUUCUAAGAAAGAGUAUGUUUUAUUUUGGCAAAUGUAAGAUGUAACCACGCUCCUGUAACAUUCAAGAAAUGUCUAUUUAUGUAAAGGAAAGAUUUAUUUUCUGCCAAAAAGCAUCAGCUUUGUUCCCUUUGAGGCUGUAUUUGUAUGAGUUGUAACUGACUGAGAAGCUGCCUGAUGAGAGAUAUAUUUUCACAUGGAUAUUACGUGUAUGUUGUGCCCGAUGAUUAAGAGUGAUGAUAUGUGGAAUUUGAGUAAUUCGCUUAGAGAUGAUACUUUUAGCUUUGGAGAGAUGAGGGUUGUAUUUUAGGUAUUGAGACCAUUUUAAGCAUAUCACCUGAAGCCAUGUGAGUUGUUAUACCUCAGACAGACUUCCAUUAUCAGAGUAUCCUUAAAACUGCACCUUGAAUUCCUUUUUUUUUUAUUUACCCUCCAAAGUCUUUCACGUGUGCCAUUUUAUUUUGUUAAAAAAAAUCUUUCAUAAACUGCUGGUUUACUUCUGAGGGUUUGAAAAGCAAAAAAAAAAAAGAGCUGAUACUGACCCAGGACCUGCUGUAGCCUCUACCGUGUGUAUGUCGGUCGGUGUAACCUUCAGUAGCUCUCGUAUAGGUGCUCUGUAAUUUUAUGGAAUUGUUUUAAAUUUCAAGAAUAAACUACUGGAUGCCGAACAAA
This is a messenger RNA of Sebastes umbrosus (honeycomb rockfish), 6416 nucleotides long. RefSeq names its product formin-like. Gene Ontology annotation, cellular component: cytoplasm; actin filament; nucleus. The record is from RefSeq and is a predicted model, not a curated record. Lineage: Eukaryota; Metazoa; Chordata; Actinopteri; Perciformes; Sebastidae. Gene Ontology annotation, molecular function: microtubule binding. Gene Ontology annotation, biological process: actin nucleation.